GUCUCAUCACAUGGUCCUUACAUGGCUAGAGAAAGCCUCUGCGCUCUCGAAACUCGAUCAGAGUAGGCGUCGGUGCGCGCGCUCCGCAGCAGAUGAACUGAGAGCACGAGACCAGCCGUGAUGCCCAGCCUGAGCCUGCAGCGGUGUGCGCCGGAGGAGAGCUGACGAGCCGCGGUUUGUCACACUACAAGUCUUCUGACGGAGGAUGGCAGGGAUGCUGCGCGCCGCAUCUCUCUCUCCGGCUCUGUGAGACAGCGCACGGUGCCCCGGACGAGCUGUACGGCAGGACCUGUGUGUGUGUGUGUGUAUGUGUGUGUCUACAGCUCAGUGGAAUGAUUUCAGAUCUCCCCAAGGUGCUGAUACUGGGGGCCAUCGCCGCCGCCUCUGCCUUUGUGGUCACCAUCCUUAUCGUCUUGGUGUGUGUGGGGUGUCAGAGAAAAAGCAAGAGCAAGCAUGGCCAAACCAACGGAGGGGCUCAGAGAAAAGAAACCGUUAGUGCAAAAAAAGCUGCUCUGCGUCAGUCCAAGCUGAACUCAAUGAGUAAAUCUGACACCCGCCUGCAUGACAUGCACAGGCUGCCCUGCAACGCCAAUGGCGCCCCCAAGAGCCGGCCGGCCAGCAUGGACCUUCUUCUCCUGCAUACCCGCCGCUCCAAUUCUGACCUCCGUCCCAGCCCAGGCCGCCAGCUGCCUCGUGUUCACAACAAAAAUGAGAAUGAGGAACGUGAGCACACCUACUCUGAAGUCUGCCGCCGCUCCUCUCCCACAUUCCUCCCUCCAGAUGACGGCCUGUACGAGAGUGUUGGGAUCAAAGGGGCGGGGCCUGAUAAAGCUGCCCCACCUGCUGCCCCAGUCUCGUCAUCAAACAACACGCCCACUCAGCGCCAUGCACACAGCCCGGUGCUCGAUGGGAACGGCCGGGGUGGAAGCAGAGGAGUCGUGAACGGCGUGAGUCAAGACGAAGUGACGGCGGAGUACGCCUCCAUACGGAAGGUGAAGAAGCUGGAGCGCGGCAGGAGGGAGGAAGUGCUGGAGGAUGGAGAAAGAGAGCACCAGAGCAUGUCCAGCAGCGAGUCCUCCAGCAGCACCUUGCCUAGGAAAACAGUGGAACCGUUCCACCUACCCAAUUUCCCAAAGGAGGCGGUCUUCAUGGGCAACGGAGAGCAGUACAUUUGGAAACCACCAGAAGAGGACGAGAUGAUGGUGCCAGGGGCUCCUCAGCUGGAGAACGGACACAGCCAUCCCACCGCCGUGGAGAUCUCUGACAUGUACUCUACCGUUUGUAAGACCCUGAAGAGGAAACACCAGCAGGGUCAAAGCCAGGAGGACAGCAGGCCGGUGGCCUCUGGUGUGUCCCAAGCGAUGGACGGGGGCGAUGCGGGAUGGCCUUCCGCCGGUGCUGCAGGGGAGGAGUCGUGGGGGAGGAGUGCCCCCCAGGAGGAGCCCUGCUACGAGCCUGUAGGCGAAAAGACGUGGCCCCGGGGCCUGGCGCAAGAGUCAGACCCGGCCUACGCCACCAUCGACUCCCAUCGGAAACGGGAGAAGCUGGCCAGCAACACGCUGAAGCCUAGAAAGAAACCCGUCCAGGUUCCAGGCAGAGCCAUGACCUGCGAAAACUUUUACGAGACUAUCGGCGACGUGAAGCAGGGCGCAAACGCAGCGAGCACCACCACUAUUUUUACCUUUAACGACGGCAUGGAAAUGUACGUUACGGGGCUAUAAAAAAGCCUAACUUUAACCAUCAAAUUAAGCACCUACAGAGGGGGGAAAACAAACUGCAGCCUUCUGUCAAAUGAGAAGAUACACACUCUACAGCUGCCAAACACACGCCAACCUACACAACCACACAACCAAUGUAUAUUUAUUUUUACCAUAGGAGUCCACAAUCAGCUGCAACUCAUGCAAACAAAACAACACUGCAUUGGCUGAACCAGACCUGCAGCCGAGCUGUUUUUAGCUGACAGGCAUGGACACCCAAUCCAGGGAUCUAGACUGGUUUUUCCACCAUGCUACAGUUGGUAAUGAUAGUUUACUGCAGGGUUAAAAUCAAUAUGACUUUAAGACUCACUGUAGCACAGGGGAGUUUGCAUCUGAUUACAUACACGCCAGCCAAACGUCUGGAGUAAUUAAGAUUAAGAUUUUUAAUGUUUUAGUAAGAAAUUUCUCACUUAGACUGUAAUUAUUCGAUCAAAAAUACCAUAAAUUCAGUAAAACGGUUUAAUAUUACUACAAUUUAAAUAUCAGUUUUUUAAAUGGAUAUAUUUUAAUAUGUAAUGUAUUCCUGUGAUGCAAAGCUGAAUUUUCAGCAUGAU
Molecule: messenger RNA, 2311 nt
Organism: Carassius auratus (goldfish)
Lineage: Eukaryota; Metazoa; Chordata; Actinopteri; Cypriniformes; Cyprinidae
Exons: 7
Coding region: 333-1721 (462 amino acids)
Biological process (GO): T cell receptor signaling pathway; negative regulation of T cell activation; B cell receptor signaling pathway
Cellular component (GO): membrane raft; plasma membrane
Source: RefSeq, a predicted model, not a curated record